UAGCUGAUUUAGAAAAGCCCUUUGCCUGCCAAAAUCAACCCCCACAUGCCUAUAGCCGAAGCCGCCAACUUUCUCAAUAUAUAGAUAUAAUCACUAUUAUUAGGUUUUAAGACUCAGAAGUCAGAACUUGGAUCCUCCUCAUUUUCUCCGCUGCCCGAAUUCCCUCAGAGUGAAGAUGACUACUUUGAGCCUUACUUCCCCUUGCAUUGUUAAAGUUGCAAUUCCCGAACGAUUUUCAAGUGCUAUUGUCAAAGCCCCAACAUCUCUUGGAUCUGUUAAAAGCAUCUCCAAGUCUUUUGGCUUGAAAUGUUCCUCCAAUUUCAGAACCUCAAUGGCAACUUACAAGAUUAAGCUUGUAGGAACAAAAGGUGAGGUGAACGAGUUUGAGGCCCCCGAUGAUAAGUACAUUCUAGAUGCAGCUGAGGAAGCAGGGGUUGAGCUACCAUAUUCUUGCAGAGCUGGAGCUUGCUGCACAUGUGCCGGGAAGAUGAUUUCAGGUUCUGUGGAUCAAUCUGAUGGUUCUUUCCUUGACGAUAAACAAAUGGAGGAAGGUUAUCUGCUGACUUGUGUUGCGUACCCAACUUCAGACUGUGAAAUUCACACCCACAAGGAAACCGAUCUUUUCUAAGUAGUUUGUGGUCUGAAAUGAUUACGGUCUCAGUUGUUGUCUAUGGACUCAUCUAAACUUGCUACCAAUGAGGAUAUAAAGCUUUUUAAUUUGUGCUGAA
This is a messenger RNA of Gossypium raimondii (Peruvian cotton), 728 nucleotides long. RefSeq names its product ferredoxin, root R-B2. Gene Ontology annotation, molecular function: 2 iron, 2 sulfur cluster binding; electron transfer activity. The transcript has 2 exons. The record is from RefSeq and is a predicted model, not a curated record. The coding region runs from base 176 to 628 and encodes 150 amino acids. NCBI's taxonomy places the organism in Eukaryota, Viridiplantae, Streptophyta, Magnoliopsida, Malvales, Malvaceae. Gene Ontology annotation, biological process: electron transport chain. Gene Ontology annotation, cellular component: plastid.